Molecule: messenger RNA, 1474 nt
Organism: Gastrolobium bilobum
Lineage: Eukaryota; Viridiplantae; Streptophyta; Magnoliopsida; Fabales; Fabaceae
Exons: 12
Coding region: 11-1345 (444 amino acids)
Source: RefSeq, a predicted model, not a curated record
AGGAAGAAGAAUGUGCACCUUAUCGUCCGCCAUCUCUGCUUAUCCUACGCAUCCUAUUCGAGCUUCCAUUUCUUCCUCUCGGGUUUCAAUUCCUAACAUUCAACAUGGCGUUGCGAACCCCUUCGUUCCGGAGGUUGUGAAAGCAGUGGAUGCCUUGCAUUUAGAGUUCAGGUCUGUGGAUAAUUUGGUUGCAUGCAAUACCGCACGUGUCCUUAAAGCUUUCCAGAAUGCCCGAGUUGGAUCUCAUCACUUUGGUGGUUGUACUGGUUACGGUCAUGAUGAAGCUGGGGGCCGUGAGGCUCUUGACCAGGCUUUUGCAGAAAUUGUUGGGGCUGAGUCAGCUAUUGUUCGUUCACAGUUCUUCUCAGGUACUCAUGCUAUCGCAUGUGCUUUAUUUGCUCUCCUCAGGCCUGGGGAUGAGCUUUUGGCAGUUGCUGGUGCUCCUUAUGACACGUUAGAGGAAGUAAUUGGGAAAAGGGACUCUGGUGGACUGGGUUCCCUUCAAGAUUUUGGGGUGAAUUACCGAGAAGUUCCACUUGCUCAGGAUGGUGGACUUGACUGGAAUGCACUGAUGAUUGCUGUCAAACCUAGAACGAAAUGUGCACUCAUACAGAGGUCAUGUGGUUAUUCAUGGCGUCAGAGUUUGAGUGUUAAUGACAUAGGAAGGGCAAUACAAAUAAUCAAAAUGCAAAAUCCCAGCUGCUCGGUCAUGGUGGACAAUUGCUAUGGUGAAUUUGUCGAAAGCAUUGAACCUCCCAUGGUGGGUGCAGAUUUGAUUGCAGGCAGUUUGAUCAAGAAUCCUGGUGGAACGAUUGCACCAUGUGGCGGAUAUGUUGCUGGGAGAAAAAAAUGGGUUGAAGCAGCUGCAGCCCGUCUUUCUGCACCUGGGCUUGGUGUGGAUUGUGGUUCGACCCCAGGUGAUAUAAUGCGAGCCUUUUUCCAAGGAUUAUUUCUUUCACCUCAAAUGGUUGGGGAAGCAAUCAAGGGUUCCUUCCUGAUUGCUGAAGUUUUGGCAUCCAAAGGCUAUGAAGUGCAGCCACUCCCUCGUGUCCCCCGUUACGAUACGGUUCAGGCUGUACAACUUGGAAGCCGGGAGCGUCUCCUUGCUUUCUGUGAGGCUGUUCAGAGAAGCUCUCCUGUAGGUUCAUAUACCAAACCUGUUGCGGGUACCACUCCUGGUUAUGCAUCAGAGGUGAUCUUUGCUGAUGGAACCUUCAUUGAUGGGAGUACUAGUGAGCUUUCAUGUGAUGGACCUCUUAGAGAGCCAUUUGCUGUAUUUUGCCAGGGUGGCACCCAUUGGACUCAAUGGGGACUAGUCCUAGGAGAAGUUUUGAAAUCUAUAUGAUGAAAUAUUAUUUUCAGUCACUGAGUUUAUACAAAAUAUUGUUAUGUGAACCUUCAAAGGACAACAUGAUUCAAAUUGGUACAAAUACAAUUAUACACUACAAGAAUUAUUGGUGCUUUACGAGUUCUA